AGGGAUUGAAUAUUUUAUUAUGCCAUAUAUUGUCUGUGUUUACAGUUCUUAAAAUAAAGUUUUAGUUUUUAAUAUUUACCUGUAGGAAUAUUGAAAGGCGCUCAAAUAAAAUGAAGCUCCUUAUUGUGGCUUUGGUUAUUGGACUCAGCCAAUGCUUUGGAGAAAAUAAUUCGUUACCUGGUGGAAUUAUGGAAUUGGACACAAAUGGUUUUCCACCAGAAUUUGGUCGGGCAUAUAAAAAAGCAAAGAUCCCAUUCAUUUUUAUUAAUGCUGAUAAAGUUACACAUCAGGUUGUAUCAGGAGUGAUGUAUACGGUUGAUUUCACUGCUGGUCCUGCUGAAUGUUUCAAAUGGAAUGGCUAUGGUCGUGACGAUGAUUGUGAAUCUAAAAAACAAAAAUGUCAUCUAAGUUAUGUUGUUCAAGCAUGGAAGAAAAAUAAUCUGACAGUUGUUGAUUCCAAAUGCCAAUUUGAUUCUGAUCCGGAACUAAUUGAAAGUCCAUUUGAUUCAAAUACUGAUCGUCGUGCUUUGAAUCUGUUCAAUGACUUCAUUACAGUACAUGGUAGACCGUACAGAAAUAAUACAAAUGAUGGAAUGUAUUGGAAAAGAUUUACUGUAUUCAAGAAAAAUUUGGCCAUUGUUGACAAACUUAACAGCAAUAAAGAUGACAAAGCUGAAUAUGGAGUCACACAAUUCAUGGAUUAUACUUCUCGGGAAUAUAAGAAAUAUUUGGCCCCUGGUUUCAUUGAUGCUGUGAAACCUGAACCAAGAUUAGUUGAUGUUGACAAUGUGGAAGAUGUACCAAAAUCUGUUGAUUGGACAAAACAAGGUGCAGUAACAGAGGUCAAAAAUCAGGGUCAAUGUGGAUCAUGUUGGGCAUUUUCCACCACUGGUAAUGUAGAAGGGCAAUGGUUCUUGAAAACUGGAAAAUUGAUAUCUCUUUCUGAACAAGAAUUAGUUGAUUGCGAUAAAACAGACCUUGGAUGUAAUGGUGGUCUGCCAGCAAAUGCUUACAAAAGCAUUGAAGAAUUAGGUGGACUGGAAAAAGAGAAGGACUAUCCUUAUGAUGCCAGAGGAGAGAAAUGUAGCUUUGAUAAAUCUGAGGUAGCUGUAUACAUCAAUGACUCAGUAACACUUCCAACUGAUGAAGGAAAGCUUGCUUCUUGGUUGUACAAAAAUGGACCAAUUUCUAUUGGAAUCAACGCUAUGGCAAUGCAGUUUUACAUGGGUGGAGUGUCGCAUCCAUGGAAAUUUCUCUGCAGUCCAAAGAAUCUUGACCAUGGAGUUCUUAUCACUGGAUACGGAGAGACUGACGAUGGAGAACCAUAUUGGAUCAUAAAGAACAGCUGGGGACCGAAUUGGGGAGAGAAAGGAUACUAUCGAAUUUACAGAGGAGAUGGUUCAUGUGGUGUGAACAAGAUGCCGACCUCAGCAAUCGUGAAAUGAGCAAAGAUCGAAUGCUAAAAUUUUCGACAGGAAUAUUCUUUUCUUUUUAUAUUAAUAUUUCGGCAUAGUUCCAUAUUAUAUGGUUGUAAUUUUAUCUCAAAUUUUACCCCACCAUACCAGUUGUCUUAAUCCAGAGCUUAAGCCAAUAGCAGGUUCUGAACUGUAGUUGUAUUUUGUCCCUAUAUCUUUUCCCCUUUUAUAUGUAUAUACAUCACAUUUUUGUCCAAUUUUAGCGUGAUGCACUUAAUGUUUAAUUACAGUUCCAUUGUGUCUGUUCUUAUAGUUUUAGGACCUCAUCUUUUGGUUAGUAUUAAAACUGCAAUACAAAUUGGUACACAAACAUGUUA
This is a messenger RNA of Styela clava, 1792 nucleotides long. RefSeq names its product cathepsin L-like. Gene Ontology annotation, biological process: proteolysis. The record is from RefSeq and is a predicted model, not a curated record. Gene Ontology annotation, molecular function: cysteine-type endopeptidase inhibitor activity; cysteine-type peptidase activity. NCBI's taxonomy places the organism in Eukaryota, Metazoa, Chordata, Ascidiacea, Stolidobranchia, Styelidae.